AUGGGGAACAGCACUACUGUCACUGAGAUCAUUCUUCUGGGACUCACAGAUGCUUGUGAAUUACAGAUGCUCAUCUUCGUGGGGCUCCUCCUGACCUACCUUAUCACACUGCUAGGGAAUCUCCUCAUCAUUCUUGUCACUCUGAUGGAUCAUCGCCUUCACACUCCCAUGUACUAUUUCCUCAGAAACUUUGCUGUUCUGGAGAUCUGGUUCACUUCUGUCAUCUUUCCCAAGAUGCUGAACAACAUCCUAACAGGCAAAAAGACCAUCUCCUUGGGAGGAUGUUUCCUGCAAUUCUUUUUCUACUUCUUUCUAGGAAGCACAGAAUUCCUCCUCCUGGCUGUCAUGUCCUUUGACCGGUAUGUGGCAAUCUGUAACCCAUUGCGUUAUGCCACCAUCAUGAGCAAAAGGAUCUGUGUCCAGCUAGUGCUGUCUUCAUGGUUGGGAGGUUUCCUUCUCAUCAUUAUACCUAGUAGCAUCACAUUUCAGCAGCCUUUCUGUGGCCCCAAUGUCAUCAAUCAUUUUUUCUGUGACAAUUUCCCAUUGCUAGAACUAGUCUGUGCAGACACAAGCCUGGUGGAACUGAUGGGCUUUGUUGUAGCCAAUAUCAGUCUGCUGGGGACCUUAUCUGUAACUGCCCCCUGUUAUGGUCAUAUCCUCUACACAGUCCUGCGCAUCCCCUCAGCCAAAGAGAGACAGAAAGCCUUUUCCACUUGCUCCUCCCACAUCAUUGUGGUA
Messenger RNA from Gracilinanus agilis (Agile Gracile Mouse Opossum), 738 nucleotides. Its product is annotated as olfactory receptor 49-like. Gene Ontology annotation, biological process: G protein-coupled receptor signaling pathway. The annotation marks the transcript as partial. Gene Ontology annotation, molecular function: olfactory receptor activity; G protein-coupled receptor activity. Gene Ontology annotation, cellular component: membrane. The transcript has a single exon. The record is from RefSeq and is a predicted model, not a curated record. NCBI's taxonomy places the organism in Eukaryota, Metazoa, Chordata, Mammalia, Didelphimorphia, Didelphidae.